Tribolium madens (black flour beetle) is the source of this 1036-nucleotide messenger RNA. Its product is annotated as lipase member H-A-like. Gene Ontology annotation, molecular function: lipase activity. Bases 1 to 978 code for a protein of 325 amino acids. The record is from RefSeq and is a predicted model, not a curated record. NCBI's taxonomy places the organism in Eukaryota, Metazoa, Arthropoda, Insecta, Coleoptera, Tenebrionidae. The transcript has 4 exons.
AUGUUGGGGACAUUAAUUUUUGUGCUUUUACUUUGUUCAAAAUUAGGUGUAACUGAUGACGACGUGAAAGAUUUUGAUCUCUAUAGACUUCUCAGACUGUUCAAAUCUCUACUUGAAAUUCGGCCUGAGGAUGUUAAAACCACCGAUGUCACCUUCUACUUAUACACAAGAAACAUUUCAAAUUUAAAACUUGCCCUCGAUGGUAAAACUUCUAUCGAUGUAACCAAAAAUACAAAAUUCAUCAUUCAUGGUUGGAUUGACAACCAUAACCGAUCGUGGUAUCACCAUUUAACUGAUGAGUAUUUGAAAAAGGGAGACUUUAAUGUAAUCCACGUUGAUUGGGGUCGCGUUUCGACGUCAUUUUACGUAUCAUCGGCACAAAAUACGAGACUAGUUGCUUAUUUUAUUGCAAGCUUCAUUUUGAAUCACAAAUUGCCUCUAGAGAAGACGCACCUAAUAGGCCAUUCUCUAGGUGCACACAUUGCAGGAUUCACGUCUCAAGAUAUCAGGCAAAGAGUUGGGAAAAGAGUGGGACGAAUCACAGGACUUGAUCCUGCAGGACCAGGAUUCAGGAAUGUUUUCCUCACAGAUGAGGAGCGACUGAGUGACGAAGACGCUGAAAUUGUGGAUGUGUUUCAUACAGAUGGGGGCGUUUUAGGGUAUUAUAAACCAAUAGGGACCUUUGAUAUUUAUAUUAAUGGGGGAACAAGAAUACAGCCUGAUUGUAGAAUUAGUUUCACUGAAAUAUCUUCACCAGGAGAGCUAUUUGAAGACAGCUAUUGUAGUCACACUCGAAGCUAUAUCCGUUUUACGGAAAUUAUAAAUGAGAAAAAAUAUAUCUGCAAUAAAUGUGACUCCUGGCUCGACCACAUGAUGGGUUCUUGUGAAAAAAACGACUUUUACGUAUUUGGUGCUGAAGAUAUUAACAAAACAAUGACUGGGGUUUGUUUUGUUGAUACAACAAAGAAGACUAAAUAAAACACAAAUUAGUUACGAAUCUUUUGGUUUUUUCUGCAAUAAAUAAGGAGCUGUUUUA